Molecule: messenger RNA, 8140 nt
Organism: Phyllostomus discolor (pale spear-nosed bat)
Lineage: Eukaryota; Metazoa; Chordata; Mammalia; Chiroptera; Phyllostomidae
Gene: GNPTAB
Product: N-acetylglucosamine-1-phosphate transferase subunits alpha and beta
Exons: 21
Coding region: 194-3967 (1257 amino acids)
Biological process (GO): carbohydrate phosphorylation; N-glycan processing to lysosome
Cellular component (GO): Golgi apparatus
Molecular function (GO): calcium ion binding; UDP-N-acetylglucosamine-lysosomal-enzyme N-acetylglucosaminephosphotransferase activity
Source: RefSeq, a predicted model, not a curated record
GGGCUCCCGGCUCCCGGAAGAGGCGGCCGCGGCGUGGAGCCGAGCGGGCGUCCAUCCCCGAAGCGGCAAUGCGCGGUGGCUGGAGGCUGUGACUUGAGCGCGGCGGCCCGGUUGGGGCCGCUGAUUGGCGCCUCGUUGAGGCGGUGGCUCUGGCUCUGGCUCCUCCAGGCGUAGCGUGGCGGCGGCCGAGGUGAUGCUGCUCAAGCUCUUGCAGAGACAGACCUAUACCUGCCUGUCCCACAGGUAUGGGCUCUACGUCUGUUUCGUGGGCGUCGUUGUCACCAUCGUCUCCGCUUUCCAGUUCGGAGAGGUGGUCCUGGAAUGGAGCCGGGAUCAAUACCACGUUUUGUUUGAUUCCUACAGAGACAAUAUUGCUGGAAAGUCCUUUCAGAAUCGGCUCUGUCUGCCCAUGCCGAUCGACGUGGUGUACACCUGGGUGAAUGGCACUGACCUUGAACUGCUGAAGGAACUCCAGCAAGUCAGGGAACAGAUGGAAGAGGAGCAGAAGGCAAUGAGAGAAAUCCUUGGCAAGAACACAACAGAACCAACUAAGAAGAGUGAGAAGCAGCUGGAAUGUUUGCUGACACACUGCAUUAAGGUGCCAAUGCUUGUCCUGGACCCAGCCCUGCCGGCCAACAUUACACUGAAGGACCUACCAUCUCUUUACCCUUCUUUUCAUUCUGCCAGCGACAUAUUCAAUGUUGCAAAACCUAAAAACCCUUCCACUAAUGUUUCAGUUGUUGUUUUCGACAGUACUAAGAAUGUUGAAGAUGCCCACACUGAAAUGUUCAAGGGAAACAGCAAGCAGACAGUUUGGAGAGGCUAUUUGACAACAGAUAAAGAAGUCCCUGGGCUAGUGCUAAUGCAAGACUUGGCUUUCCUGAGUGGGUUUCCACCAACAUUCAAGGAAACAAACCAACUAAGAACAAAAUUGCCAGAAAAUCUUUCUUCUAAAAUAAAACUGUUGCAGCUGUAUUCAGAGGCCAGUGUAGCCCUUCUGAAAUUGAACAACCCCAAAGAUUUCCAAGAACUGAGUAAGCAGACCAAGAAGAACAUGACCAUUGAUGGGAAAGAACUGACCAUAAGUCCUGCAUAUUUGUUAUGGGAUCUGAGUGCCAUCAGCCAGUCUAAGCAGGAUGAAGAUGUUUCUGCCAGCCGUUUUGAAGAUAAUGAAGAGCUGAGAUACUCACUGAGAUCUAUUGAGAGGCAUGCACCGUGGGUUCGGAAUAUUUUCAUUGUCACCAAUGGGCAGAUUCCAUCCUGGCUGAACCUUGAUAAUCCUCGAGUAACAAUAGUAACACACCAGGAUGUUUUUCGAAACUUGAGCCAUUUGCCUACCUUUAGUUCACCUGCUAUUGAAAGUCACAUUCAUCGCAUCAAAGGACUGUCCCAGAAGUUUAUUUACCUGAAUGAUGAUGUCAUGUUUGGGAAGGAUGUGUGGCCAGAUGAUUUUUAUAGUCACUCCAAAGGUCAGAAGGUUUACCUGACGUGGCCUGUGCCGAACUGUGCCGAGGGCUGCCCGGGCUCCUGGAUCAAGGACGGCUACUGUGACAAGGCCUGUAACAAUUCAGCCUGUGAUUGGGACGGCGGUGAUUGCUCCGGUAACAGCGGAGGGAGCCGCUAUGGCGCAGGAGGCGGGGGAACUGGCAGUAUUGGAGUUGGACAGCCCUGGCAGUUUGGAGGAGGAAUAAACAGUGUCUCCUACUGUAAUCAAGGAUGCGCAAACUCCUGGCUCGCUGAUAAGUUCUGUGACCAAGCCUGCAAUGUCUUGUCCUGUGGGUUUGAUGCUGGUGACUGUGGGCAAGAUCAUUUUCACGAAUUAUAUAAAGUGACUCUUCUCCCAAACCAGACUCACUAUGUUAUUCCAAAAGGUGAAUGCCUGCCUUAUUUCAGCUUUGCAGAAAUAGCCAAAAGGGGAAUCGAAGGCGCCUAUAGUGACAACCCAAUAAUUCGACAUGCUUCUAUAGCCAAUAAGUGGAAAACCAUCCACCUCAUAAUGCACAGCGGAAUGAAUGCAACCACGAUACAUUUUAAUCUCACACUUCAAAGUAAAAACGACAAAGAGUUCAAAAUCCAGAUAGCAGUCGAGGUUGACACAAGAGAGGAACCGAAACUGAAUUCUACAACCCAGAGGUCCUACCAAGCUUUGGUUAGCCCCGUAACACUUCUUCCGGAGGUGGAAAUCCCAUUUGAGGAUAUUCCCGAAGAAAAACGCUCCCCAAAGAUCAAGAGACGUGAUGUUAAUACAACAGGGAGACCCCAAGAGGAGGUGGAAAUUCCCCUGGUAAAUAUUUCACUCCUUCCAAAAGAGGUCCAGCUGCAUCUCAAGAACCUGGAUUUGCAGCUGGAACGUGGAGACAUCACUAUGAAAGGAUACAACCUGUCCAAGUCAGCCUUGCUGAAAUCGUUUCUGGUAAACUCACAGGAUGCCGAAAUAAAAAUAAACCAAGCCAUCGUAACAGAUGCAAGAAGUGAGAAUUUGGAGGCCCCACUGGUAAACGAGCUUCACAAAAGCACCUUGCCGAACAGCUUAGGAGCACCUGAAAGAUUACAGAGGUCCACUUUUCCAGGACGGACAGUAAAAGUGAAUGGCCACUACCGGCGUCAGACUCCACCACUGGCCGCGGAAACCAAAGCAAGCUUUAGAUCUGAAACUCAGACCCGAAAAAGAGGAGGCAGAAAUGCGUCAAAAGAAGAGCUCUCUUCUCUGGUUGUUCCACUGGAAAGACAUGUGCUGAGAGAAAAGGCAAUCAUGGGGAAAGAACAAGAGAAAAACAGAGUGGAGGACCGUGCUGAAAAUCACUUACAUGGUAAUGAAGUAUUACCUGGAAGAAAACUGCAGCAGUACACAGACAGUUACCCGGGGUUUUUGCCAUGGGAGAAAAAAAAGUAUUUUCAAGAUCUUCUUGAUGAAGAAGAGUCAUUGAAAACCCAACUGGCGUACUUUACUGACAGCAAACAUACUGGCAGGCAACUAAAAGAUACAUUUGCAGACUCCCUCCGAUAUGUAAACAAAAUUCUAAACAGCAAGUUCGGAUUCACAUCUAGGAAAGUCCCUGCCCACAUGCCUCACAUGAUCGACCGAAUAGUUAUGCAAGAAUUACAAGACAUGUUCCCUGAAGAAUUUGACAAGACGUCAUUUCACAAAGUGCGCCACUCUGAGGAUAUGCAGUUUGCCUUCUCUUAUUUUUAUUACCUCAUGAGUGCAGUUCAGCCACUGAAUAUAUCUCAAGUUUUUGAUGAAGUUGAUACUGACCAGUCUGGUGUCCUAUCUGACAGAGAAAUCCGAACACUAGCUACCAGAAUUCAUGACCUGCCUUUAAGUUUGCAGGAUUUAACGGGUCUGGAGCACAUGUUAAUAAAUUGCUCAAAAAUGCUUCCUGCUAACAUCACUCAGCUCAGCAACAUUCCACCAACUCAGGAAGCAUACUAUGACCCCAAUCUGCCACCCGUCACUAAAAGUCUAGUAACCAACUGUAAACCAGUAACUGAUAAAAUCCACAAAGCGUAUAAGGACAAAAACAAAUAUAGGUUUGAAAUCAUGGGAGAAGAAGAAAUUGCUUUUAAAAUGAUUCGUACCAAUGUUUCUCAUGUGGUUGGCCAAUUGGAUGAUAUAAGAAAAAAUCCAAGGAAGUUUGUUUGCCUGAAUGACAACAUUGACCAUAAUCAUAAAGAUGCCCAGACAGUAAAAGCCGUUCUCAGAGACUUCUAUGAAUCCAUGUUCCCUGUACCAUCCCAGUUCGAGCUGCCCAGAGAGUAUAGAAACCGUUUUCUACAUAUGCAUGAACUGCAGGAAUGGAGAGCAUAUCGAGACAAGUUGAAGUUUUGGACUCAUUGUGUACUAGCAACUUUGAUUAUGUUCACUGUAUUCUCAUUUUUUGCUGAACAGUUAAUCGCACUUAAGCGGAAGAUAUUUCCCCGAAGAAGGCUACAGAAAGAAGCAAGUCCCGAUCGAAUCAGGGUAUAGAAGAUCUUCAUUUGAAAAUGAUCUACCUCAGCAUUCACUGAGCAUUUGAAAGCUUGACAUCGCAGAGGUGUCUUCAUGACGUGAUGCUUGGCCAGCUUGGCCCAAAGAAGGAAAAACAUCCAGUACAAUACUCGUUGUGUGGCGUGAAUAUAGCCUCCUGACCAGGGAUUAUUUAACCAACGCACUAAAAACUUGUGUGGUGACUAGUUCUGAACUGGUUUUACCUUUAAAGUAUUUGCUCGUGGACUUGUCAUUCUUUUCAUGAAAAGGCUCACUGACAAGAGACAGCUGCCACGUUCCCACGGCAACCAUUGCCAACUAACUUUAACGUGAGAAGCCCAGGCCAGCUUGGGAUUGUGGAGAGACCUCGAUGUUGCAUUCCAAAGCCUUUUGCUAUGGUUUUACAUUUUUGGUCUUUUUGUUUUUUCUUUUUCCCACUUCUCAUUUUUAAAAUAGGUAGCUACUAAGUUAACUAGGUUUAUUUUUGCUUCUGAAAAUAAUGAAUUGGAAUGUCUAAACAUGUUUUUAUAGAUAUUUAAAUAAUGCAGCAAUAUCACCUAUUGGAAAUAUCUAAAUUAUGAAUUUUAUUAAUGUUUAAGGCUCUUAAGUGGGCUUAAAUAACUUAUAACUACUGAGAAGCUCAGUGACUGACAUCUUAAAUACUUUGUCAUUGUUUACUUUAGCCCCUAAGAAUACUGUGACUUUAUAUGAUAGCCUAAUUACAAAGGGCUAGAGUUAAGUAGCAGAGCUACUUUUCAGAUGUAAUUAAUUAUGUUUUGGAAAUGUACAUAGAUAAACAGAAGUGCCUCAUUUUAGAAAUGAGUCCUGCUGAUGGUACUGGCACAUUACAGUGUUGUCUUUUUUUAUACCCAUCAGUAUAUUCCAGUCGGUUUCAUAAAUGCAGGGAUCGGCAAUCUUUUUCUGUAAAAAGCCACAUAGUGAAUAUUUGCAGGCCACACCUGUCUCUGUUACAUUUACUUCCUUAUUGUUUAGUCAGUUUAAAACAUUUUUUUAACCUUUAAAAAUGGCAAAACCAUGUUUCACUUAUAGCUGUAUGAGAACAGGCCACCAGCUGGAUUUGGCCUGCAGGCUGUUGUUGACUGAUGAUUGGGAUAGAAAAUUUGUAUUUAUCUAUGACAUUCAGCCACAUUUUAUUUAUAUCAUUGUGCAGUGGACUUCUGGAGACCGGAUUCCAUGAGUCCUUUUUGAACUCUGAGAAGUAUUUAGAUCAGGAUCUCAACAGUAUUCUUUCAAAAUGGCACACAUAUUUUGUAAAAAAGAACUUGUGAUGUAAAUAUUGUGUUUGUGCUGUAAGAAUUAUGUAUUUCAAAAACUGAAGUCUCCCAACAACCUACAUUUUGUCUAAUGCUUGAUUUUUAAAUCUUUGAAGAGUGAGUUUAUUCUGUAGUCACUUGAGCGCUUAUACUGUGUGUCAGGAUCUGUGCUGAACACUACUGGAAGUAAGUGGAGAGUAGUGUAAGGCUGUGGUAGUAUUAUAAUUUACUGGGGAAUGUCAUUUUGUAGGGGGAAGUAAUUUUUAAAUGGGAUUUAUCAUGUAAAAAUUUAGGGGGUGUCUGGGUCCAUUUUAAAAGUGAAGAAUUUAUUCUAGAAAGGUAGAGAAAUGAUUGGGUGUGAUGGAGAUUUCUGAGGUUUGGGGUGUAAUUCACAUCUAAUUAUAUCAAGAGUUUAGUAGAUAAUGGGAUGAAUAUUAGAAUCAUAGAAUAUUCAUAGAAUCAUUCAUCUAAUGAUUCUGUAGAAUCAUUAAGGAUAGAGGAACCUCAGAAGUUGAUGAGUAAUCAAGUGGUUUCAAAAUUUUUAAAGCCUCAGAAUCAUUUUCGUUCAAAUGAAAUUCUGUUGAAAGCCAGUGUGAAUACAGAGGAAGGAAAGCCAUUCAUCUUGCUUCACACCAAAGUGGUGCCGCCAAAUUCCUAGGCCUCACAGGCAGAGUUUCAACCCUACCUGGACCAUGCCCUGCAUUUUAUCUAUAACCAGGUUCAGGGAGAUUAUGUGACUUGCCCAAGGUCUGACAGCCAGUUAGAGGGAAAGAUGGAUUGGAGCCCAAGUUACCUUGUUUCUUUUUCCCCACCCCCAGCAGGCCAUGUUGACUCCCCAUGACGGAAUGUGACAAGCAGGUGAAGUUCCCACUCUGCAGUCAGAUUUCUGGGCUUUAAGUCCUAGAUCCUGGACAUUGUUUGCUACGAUUCAGUUUUCUAAAAUGUGGGAGGCAAUACUGGUGUCUAAAGGAAAUGACAUGUAAUGCAACCUGCACAAUGCCUAGUAAAUUCAGUGGUGAUGAUGGUAGCGGUGAAAAUUGGUAUAAAGGAUCAUAUCCAGGCUAGGGGUGAGGUUCUUAGUAUAGACAGGAUGAAAUGAUUACAUUGCCCUUAGGUAAGCAACACAUUUUUUAAUUGAAAAACAUUUUUUGCCUACUUUAUUUUUCUCAAAAGUGUUUUUUAAAAAGAUUCUUUUACACACACCACAAAGUAUAUAAAUAAUAACCAACAGAUCAAGGAUCUAAAAGGAAAAUAUAAUCAGUUCAGAUCAUCAAAACAUUUAAGAGAGAAACAGCACCAACCCCACACACAUUCUUCCAGGCUGUAGAAAAGAGAAGGAAAACUCCUUGAGGCCAAUACAAACCCACACCAAAGCCUAGCUCAGUUACCACCAGAAAGGAAAACCAUCGGUCAUCGAUCUCAUGGAUCCCAAAUGAAACACUAUUAAGCCAAAAUUAGUUAUUCCCCAAAGGAGCAACUUCUUACAAUCAAGGUGACUGUACCCCAGGAAUACAAGGUUGGCCCAACGCUUCAAAUUCACAUGGCCAGGACCAAAAAGAGAAUGCAUGAUGAUCUCAACAGACCUUUCUUUAAAAAAGAUUAUUAUAAAACUUUUUAAAGUAGUCUAGCACAAGGACUUCCCAUCUGUUCAUCAGUUAUUGAGAUCUGGCCACACUUGUUCGCUCGGUUCUCUUAUUUGUUGAUAUAUUUUAAACUGAAUCUCAGACUUCAUGGAGACAGGAAUACAGGGCCUCAGCUGUUGGGCGAUGAGGGGUUUCUUGCCAGUGUAAUUCUCCUUCCCAUUUGCGUUAAUAGCUGUGUCUUAGCACCUUCUGUGUACUAAAUGCUUUCUGUUCAUAAUCUCAUUUCAUCCUCAUCAUAUCCCUGGGUUACCUUUGGGGCCUAACCAGUUUAAGUGCCUUGCUUGAGGUCUAACUGUUAAGUGGCAGAACACCAGCUUUUGACCUAAGUCACUCCAAAAUUUGCUCCUAGCCACCAAGACUCACUUGAGUUUGCAAGGGACAAAUUGUAACUCAACCUGCUUAAGGAAAAGAACAAGGAAGCAUGAAGAAGACAGGUACUCUGCCAGGACUGUUGCUCAAUACAGCCCAUCCCUGUCUCUCUGUGUGUUAGCCUUUCUCCUCAUUGUGGGUUCGUAGCAGCUCCUGGCUUGUCUCUCAUGAAACAGGAUGCAUCCUCUGGUUUCAAAGGUAGAAAACCUUGGUGGAGAUACGUUACUCUGAUUGGCUUAGUCUGGGUUCUGUGGCCAGGAGGGUGGAGACUUACCAAAAGAAGGGGGGAGGGGUUCUGGGCUACCCCAAACACUAGCUUCACAGAAUAAGGAUUGGGUGCACAUGGAAGAACAAAUUUCUAGAUUAUUCAAAUUGGAGGUAAGCUGCCAUACUGAAAGCAAUUGGAAAAAUCAAAUUUGUUGAUUAGAAUACAGUGAACCUUAUAAAUUUUUCAUUGUUGAAAGGAUUCAAAGAAAUGUUUGUAAAGCAAACCCUGCCACACAACAAAUACUCUAUAGAUGGUUCACUAUUAUGAUUCACCAUUGGUCCCAAGUUAUUUUUUUGACUUUCCUCUGCUUUUCCUCCACUGCCAGUCUCAACUGUGGCCACCUACUGUGCCAGCCACGUUGCAUUUUCCCAAACACACCAUGUAUUGUACUUUUAUGCCUCUAUAUCCUCUCAAAUGCUGCUAUUGCUUGACUUGCUGUUUCUUUCUUAUCUAUCCGUUAAACUCCUCACACCUCAAGGUCCAUCACCAAAAGUUCAUCUACUGAGUUUUCCAAGAAACUGACUAUAUCACCUUGAGUUCUUUGACACAAUAAGGAAAUAAGGAAUGGAAUGUUUAGGCUUUCAAAUGGCCUUAACAAGAUAAUACAUAACUGGUUACU